This is a messenger RNA of Linum trigynum, 483 nucleotides long. The record is from the annotation of a GenBank genome assembly. NCBI's taxonomy places the organism in Eukaryota, Viridiplantae, Streptophyta, Magnoliopsida, Malpighiales, Linaceae.
AUGGGCGUCCACGUUUACACAGAGGAGAACCCAUCCCCUGUUGCUCCAUCGAGGCUGUUCAAAGCCCUGAUUGGAGACUCUGAAACCCUCAUGCCCAAGCUCCUACCUCAGGUCAUCAAAUCACUCGCACUCGUCGAAGGUGAUGGCGGCGUUGGCUCCAUCAGGCUCAUCGCUUUCCACGAAGGUGUUCCGAGUAAGAACGUGAAGACGAGGAUCGAUGCUCUGGACGCCGAGAAGUUCGAGUACACAUACACGUUGCUGGAGGGAGACCUAUUGAACGAGAAGAUCGAGAGCAUCUCUUACGAGGUGGUGUUUGCCCCUGGAACCGACGGAGGAACCGUAGCGAAGAUCAAGACCACCUACGCCACCAAGGGCGGCGAGGCGCCGACGGAGGAGGAGCUCAAUAAGGGGAAAGAAACCGGCAUGGCUAUGUUCAAGGUCGUGGAAGGUUACCUUCAGCAAAACCCUGAUGCCUAUGUUUGA